Messenger RNA from Carlito syrichta (Philippine tarsier), 458 nucleotides. Its product is annotated as motilin receptor-like. The transcript has a single exon. Gene Ontology annotation, biological process: G protein-coupled receptor signaling pathway. Gene Ontology annotation, molecular function: G protein-coupled peptide receptor activity. The annotation marks the transcript as partial. Lineage: Eukaryota; Metazoa; Chordata; Mammalia; Primates; Tarsiidae. Gene Ontology annotation, cellular component: plasma membrane. The record is from RefSeq and is a predicted model, not a curated record.
UGCCGGUGACCGCCGUGUGCCUGGGCCUGUUCGCCGUCGGAGUCAGCGGCAACGUGGUGACCGUGCUGCUGGUCGGGCGCUCCCGCGACAUGCGGACCACCACCAACCUGUACCUGGGCAGCAUGGCCGUGUCCGACCUGCUCAUCCUGCUGGGGCUCCCCUUCGACCUGUACCGCCUGUGGCGCUCGCGCCCCUGGGUGUUCGGGCCGCUGCUCUGCCGCCUGUCGCUCUACGUGGGCGAGGGCGGCACCUACGCCACGCUGCUGCACGUGACGGCGCUCAGCGUGGAGCGCUACCUGGCCAUCUGCCGCCCGCUCCGCGCCCGCGUCCUGGUCACCCGGCGCCGCGUCCGCGCGCUCAUCGCCGCGCUCUGGGCGGUGGCGCUGCUCUCCGCCGGGCCCUUCUUCUUCCUGGUGGGCGUCGAGCAGGACGCCGGCGUCGGCGUGGCCCCGCGCCCC